GGGGCGUGGCGGGGGGUUUGAAACGCAACUUUGAGAAGUCGGGACCGGAUGGUAACAGAUCCACAAGAAAAGCCUGACCUCGAAAAGUAAGCGAGCUCUCGGAGCUUGGGAGGCACCUCUCCCCCGCUUUCUCCGCCAGGACCCUCCGUCGAGCCUGCGCUGGGGCCUCCACUCCGAGGAACCAAGGCAGUCAGAAGUCAAAGGUCUUCCCAUCCUCCCACCCUCGUGGGCAGCUGGCCGGCCGAGCCGUGAGGAUGGGCUCGGCCAAGAGCGUCCCGGCCACCCCGGCCCGCCCUGCGCCGUGCAACAAGCAUCUGGCGCACGUAACAGACCCUCGUUCUCCCAGCGCAGGCAUUCUGCGCACCCCCAUCCAGAUCACAGGAGAAGAGACAGAGAAGGUGGUGGCCACUCCAGUCCUGAGAACUGGCCUAGGUUCUAUGUCAUAUUGGCAGGUGGAGAGCUCACCACAACUAAGUCCCUCUGCCAUGGAACAGCAGCAGAAAGUGGGGACCAAGGAUAUGGAGCAACCUCAGGGCUCAGAUCCCCGCUCUCCCACAUUUGGCAUUAUCCGAACACCCAUGAAAACCAGCACAGUAGACCCUGCAAACCAGCUGGUAAAGCAGCUUAGUGAGGCCUUUGGGGCUGAAGCCUCUAAGCUGGAGCAUUCCAGUGAGCUGGCCCUACCUGUGAAGUUUUCAUCACAGCCCGAGCUGGACUUGUCUCUGGAUACUCCACUAUCCCUCGAGCGCAAGAAACUACCAGCCUCCCUGAGCCAAACUGAGGUUUCCCGACAACAGGCAAACACUACAGAAGUAACAGAACAGCCUCCAGCACUUCGAAUGACCAGCCAGGACCCUGACAAGUUCUUAAGAGGUCCUGAGACUCCUUGUUCCUCAGGUUCUAGGCUCCCUAGAAGGAAACCUGCUGGCAAUAUCCUAGGAAGAUCACCCCUCACCAUCCUGCAGGAUGAUAAUUCCCCUGGUCCCCUGAUGCCUCGGGAGAGUAAACGGUCCACAGUGCUGAGUGAAAAUGUGGGAGAAUGGAAAGAAGGAGCUAUUCUGGGAACCGGACACCCUCUGAAGAUCACAGGACGGGCCUGGGAUCAGGGUCAUAACAAAGAGAACCAGCAUUGUCCCUUUGUUGAGAACUAGAACCUAAUUCUCUCUACUCCUGGAUUUUACUGCUUCAUUUUAUCUUCUCCCUUAAUAACCCAGAGAUGGGCCCAUUCAUUCAUCUUGCCUCCCCACAAACUGAGAUAAUCCGCUCUGAAGAAGAAAGCAUGCCUUGUCAACCAUUAUCUCCCUACUCCCCUUAUCUCUGAGUUCCAGAUAAUUCCCUCAUCCCCACUUGUACAGUGUGUAUUUGAUGUAUGUAUGAUUUCCUUUAUAUUAAAGAAAAUGUUUAAAAACUUAAAA
Phascolarctos cinereus (koala) is the source of this 1415-nucleotide messenger RNA. RefSeq names its product cell division cycle associated 3 (gene CDCA3). NCBI's taxonomy places the organism in Eukaryota, Metazoa, Chordata, Mammalia, Diprotodontia, Phascolarctidae. The record is from RefSeq and is a predicted model, not a curated record.